AAUGUGUACUUCUGGUUCAGAAACCGGAAACAGUUUGCCCAGAAUCUGCUGCCUGAGUUAGAACUAAAGAAGAGAAGAAUAAAGGAUGAAUUGCUCUCAACUAGAGAUGAAUGAAGCUAUGAAUCUGACGGUCUCGGAUGGUGAACUGUCAGCUGAUUCUGCUGAGUACUGGCCUAUACCGCUUAUCAGCUGUCUCAUUUUGGCGGGAAUAUUUGGCAACUGUCUGGUCUGCCUUGCAAUAUCUACAAACAAAGAACUGCAGAACAUGACAAAUCAUUUCCUGAUGUCUCUAGCAGUAGCAGAUCUAUUGGUCUCUAUGGUUGUUAUGCCAUUCGGAGCAAUGGUAAUAUUUAAUGGAGGUUCCUGGCCUUUAUCAGAACUCUGGUGUAUCUUCUACCAGACAUGUGAUGUUCUCGCCUGUUCUGUAUCCAUCCUACACCUCAUGUUUAUAUCCAUAGGCAGAUACAGGGGGAUAUCCAAACCUCUAGCUCAGAGACAGGAGAGUGAGCGAGCUGUGCUGGGUAGAAUAGUUCUGACGUGGGGUCUAGGACUGGUCCUAGCCUCACCAAUACCUGUUCUAGCUGUGGUUGAUAUUGAGCAUGUGAUGGCAGCACACGACAGGUGCGAGGUGAAGAACCGACAUUUCCGUUUGCUGGGAUCUCUGUUCUCCUUCUAUAUACCCAUGCUUAUAAUGGUUACAACAUACAUCCUUACAGUACAUCAACUCUCUAGAAAGAAAAAUCAAGCUUUGACCAGCUCUCGUCACGUGGUUACAAG
Eurytemora carolleeae is the source of this 777-nucleotide messenger RNA. RefSeq names its product 5-hydroxytryptamine receptor 2C. Gene Ontology annotation, molecular function: neurotransmitter receptor activity; serotonin binding; G protein-coupled serotonin receptor activity. The annotation marks the transcript as partial. Gene Ontology annotation, cellular component: membrane; dendrite. Gene Ontology annotation, biological process: G protein-coupled receptor signaling pathway, coupled to cyclic nucleotide second messenger; serotonin receptor signaling pathway; chemical synaptic transmission. The transcript has 8 exons. The record is from RefSeq and is a predicted model, not a curated record. NCBI's taxonomy places the organism in Eukaryota, Metazoa, Arthropoda, Copepoda, Calanoida, Temoridae.